Ophidiomyces ophidiicola is the source of this 4914-nucleotide messenger RNA. RefSeq lists its product as uncharacterized. Bases 1 to 4914 code for a protein of 1637 amino acids. The transcript has 3 exons. NCBI's taxonomy places the organism in Eukaryota, Fungi, Ascomycota, Eurotiomycetes, Onygenales, Onygenaceae. The record is from RefSeq and is a predicted model, not a curated record.
AUGGGUGUUGACACCCGCAGACCAAUUCUCCCAGCUCCCACAGACUCGACCUUCCACGAUACCACCGGCGGCAGCGGCACCGGCACAGGCACCGGCACCGACGUGGCCACCGACCUGUCGCGACGCACCGACAAAACCUCCUAUUCCAUCCCCGACGACGGCAGCCCCAUCACCAUCUCCACCCGCCGCAAGUCCCAGCCCCGCGACCGCGACCGCGACGAGGGCAAGGCCUCCUCCCGCACCGGCCACAACUCCCACACCUCCCUGCUCAUCGAGUACUUCGAAGGCGGCAAGAAGUCCGCCGGCGCCAAUCCCCGGCCCAGCGUACGCGUCAGGGUCACCCCGUCCUCGUCUCGCCGCAACAAAGACCGAGACGACCACGUCCACAUCACAGAAAGCUCCUCCGGCCGCAAACCAUCCUACACCAGACGCAUUUCCCUAGGCGGCACCCCGACGAGAGCGAAGGAGAUCGUAGAACCUGCCGCCGACGAUAGCUCGGCCACGUCUACGGAGCUGAGGCCUUCUCCCGUUGAGAUUGAGUUUGUUGACCAGGAGAGCUCUGUCGCUCCGAGAUACCUCCAGCCCACGUCCGAGAUUUCUUCUAUGCCCGCUGAGAGCUUUCUAGAGAGCACAAUGGGUUCAUCUGAGGUGCAUCGCCGCAGACGCCAUAGUUUCAGCGACGAGGAGGACCUCGAGCAGGAUAAUAAUCUCCUCAAAACCCCUGCGCGCAGAAGAAGUCGUAGUCUAAGUCGCGAAAGAAUCGCGCAGAAGGCCGCCGAGAAGCUGAGCAGCGCGCCUAAAGAGCAUAUCUCGCGUUCGAAGCAACGACAGGGAGACAGAUCGCAUAGUAGGGAUAUUGGGAAUGAUAUAUUCGGCUCAGAUAUCAAAUCUCCACGAAAAAGGUCUGGAAAACAUCGGGAGAAGGAUAUGAUUAGUCCCGAGUCUAGUCUUCUUAGCAACUCUGCGAUCUCGCAAAGCAAAACAGGUGACCAGUUCUCCUUCCGAUCGGGCACUUCCCGGUCCUCUCUUAAUAAUCCGAAGCUUCUCGAGACGGUGGAAGAUGCGAUUCGUCGAUUAAUUCUCCCAGAACUAAAAGAAUUGAAGAAAGACCAAAAGGUACAAUCCAACCGAGCAAGAUUCGAACAUGACACGAGCAAGUCUCGCACCUCUGGCAGUGUCAGUUCCAAAGACGGUCUUUCAAGACGCCUAUCAAAACACGCCAGCGCCCCGGAUGUGAGCAAACCACGCGUCGUUGUCAGCAAUGAUGAACCACAGAGCCCAGGAAGCCCGGCAAACUCCUAUACUACUAGAAAAGAACGAAGAGAAAGGGGAUCACCACGGCACGAAAAGAAAAGCUCUUCAAAGGUAUCGAAAUUCUUGUCUCCCGAGGAACCGGGCGUAUACCGAAAAAAGAGCAAAGGCCUUCGCGACGCUGAAGCAGCGAAAAUCGUCGGCACUGCUCUUACUGCUGCCGCACUGAAACAUCAUGACUCCAACUCAAGCCUUGGUAGCAACCGUGAACGGCGAAGUAGGCGGAGUGGAAGCGGCGGUUUCAACGAUACGGAACUUAUUUUUGAAAAACACAAUGUACCUCCCAUGCCUCAUUUACAAAGCGAGCUGGAAUCACAGGUCACCCGGCAGUCUCUUCUGUCUCACCACUCCGACAAUACAGAAGUUGCUCAACACGGAGAAGUCUCUCGCGGGUCGGUGCAGCAGCCUGCGCCCUUGGAAACGAAGAAUAUUAAUAUCACGCCUCGCGGAUCCAAGCAGAGCUUGAAAUCUACUCGUAGUAGUCUUUCAAACCCUCCAAUGCACAUUGAUGACGAAAUCGAGGAGGAGACUACGCCAAUUCGAGAACGGAGCAUCGAGCCCAUUCCGAAUAUUGAGCCUUCCCAGCAUAUCGUGAAAGGGUUUGAUUUUCCUGGUGGCAUUAUCACUCGCAAGCCCCUUAGCCCGAUCCAGAGCGUUGCCAGUUACCAAGAGGAGGACCACUACACUAAACCAGGAGAAAAAGCUACGUCGAUUCCCUUGUCUUAUCAGGAUCACAGAAUGUCCAUUGACUCCCUCUCAUCUGCUCCCAGCACGGAUCUAGCACGAUCGACUCGGAACACAGACCACAGCAGCGAGAGACGGAGAGCGCUGAGCGACUACCACGAUGAAUCUGGCGUGGAGUAUGGAUAUGGAGAUUCACCCAAAUUUUCCCGGAGCGACCAGUGGGAGGAGAGUCAACGUGGAGAGUAUGAUGAUCGCAGUGUUGCGCAGGAAACCGAACCAGGAAGUGUCAGCGCCAAACGCAUGACGGCUGCUACUGAAGAGGAGUUCGAAGACCCUCUGGACCCUGGACAUCAAGUUGCGAGGAGAAUUGCAGCAAAUGCUGAAUUCAUUGACACUCCGGUUGGGGUUGAAUCUGCUGUUGCGUCGCUGCUUGAUCCUUCUAUUGUCGACGGAGGGUCGGUCCACUCGCCUGUUGUGGGGACGCCCGCCCGCCCUCAAAGCUGGGGAUCUGGGUCGGUACGGGAAUUGAGUCGCGAUGUUACCGUGAGCCGGAAAGGCAGUCCGCUCAAGCAACAACUUGAACUGUAUAGCGGCCCUGCAGAAACGUCUUUCCAGAAACGAAUCGGCGCCAGUUCUCCACCUCAAAGCGUCGCGAAUUCGACCGAUGAAGAUGAGCGGCCGCGAAUGGGCGCCACCGGUCUCCCAACAGCUGGCUCCCCGAUUCCUGAAAUCGGGCAUAAUUUGGACACCGAGGAAUCAGAGAUUAAUACGAAUCCCUCGAUUAUUCAGGGCCCUAUUGGUGGUACGCCAAUGGAUGCUCAUGACUACUGGGCCCAUCAUUCCAGCUCUCCAGAAAAGGGCUAUGGAGGGUACGAUUACGAUAGGAAUCUCGAACCAAGCCCUAACUUCAUGGAGAAAUCUAGAGGCCCUGCAGGAUUAGGAGUCUCGGGUAAAGACCCUUACCCGUAUCACCAACCAUAUUACUACUCGGAUGAUGCUUAUUCAGAAGACCGUGCUGAGGUGAUUUCCCCCGGCGGGGGCAGAGACGAAGGGUAUAUUUCUGGAGCGAACCAUCGAUCUGGGAGCUCUGCUACCACAGAGCCGAGAGGAAAGGGAUAUUCAGGAAUGGACGAUAUGCCGUUCAGCAGCCCGUUGGAAGAAGAGGACCCGUACACGCAUAAACGACAUCUCAGUGGGUAUUCACAUGGUAUCUCGUCUCCUCUGUAUGAUAGUUCGACGGGCAAGGGAAUUGAGAGGAUUCAGUCGAAGGAUAUUGUUGCGCUUAUGGAUCAUUUGACUGUUCGGGAUGCCCAAAGGAACGCCAGAGAUACUGAAAUCUUAGUGACCCUCGUGCGCAGUGCUGCUGAAAUGCGUAACUCGUUUGACGAUAUGAGGAAAUUUAUCGAGGCACAGGAUGAAAAACUGGUAGAUACCAACGAGAAGAACCAUAGUCAAACCCGGCAGAUGAUCAGCGGGCCCCGGCCCCAGCCACGAACCCCCAGACGUAUGUCGGAGGAUGGCGAUGAUACGCCAACAAAAAAGAAGAACGUUUUCAGGAGAGCGCUGAAAGGUCUAAGUCUGAAGAGCUCUAAUGACUUGACUCAUAUUGAAGACAUGUUGGUGCAUCUGCUUACUGAAGUAGAAGCAUUGAGAGCUGCCCAGGACUCUCAAUUCCGAGGAAACGCCUUGACAGAGACGCGUAACUCACUAGAUAAUCCGCGUGGCUCUCUCGAUGGUGGACAUGUUGCUCAGAGCCAGUCCCCGGCAAAUGGCGGCACACCCGGUCAGCCAGGCCGAUUCUCGAAUUCCCUUUCGGCGGGUGAUUUGAAGACUUUGGCCGCCCAACGUGAUGCCGAACGGCGCAUUAGUCCUGUCAUGGAGGACGAUGAGGAGGAGCCGUUGACGCCUCAAGAAGAAGAGAUCCUGGAUCCCCAGAUGACCACGGAUGCUCACUUUAUUCGACGACAUAGGAGAGGAGAUUCGGUUCCAAUCACUACCCCGGAAAGGGCUGCUGUUGCCAGUGGCGCCUUGAGCUCCGAAACGAGCCCGAAGGUGUCCAGUGAUAAGUCUCGCAAGUAUAAGUCUGGCAGUUCUUCCUUCUUCCCGAAGAUUUCUCGUUGGUCCAAGACUACUGCUUCUUCGAUGGGCGACAAUCUGAAAAAUAGCAUGCCCAGCCGUAGGCCGUAUUCGGACAUGUCUCGCUCUGGAUCCGAUCUUAACCUGGGCGCAUAUGCCACAAAUGAUUACUACGAUCAUCGUGGCGACGAUCGAUUGCGUUCGAAUACUAGCCUUGACCGCGAUGACAGGGAGAACCGGCCUCCGUCUCCUCUUGUUCCAUCUCAGGUAUCAGAACACCCAAAAUAUCGUGCCCACAGGGAUAGUUUUAAUCUCCAGCACCCACAGCCUCGUACAGGCGCUCGAUACCAGACUCAGCUAGAAUCACAGGCCCAUAAUUAUACCCAGGAUUCACCGGCCUCGGAGCCUUGGGCAUCAACGCAUAGUCUUGGUGCGACAUACCAGCGUCACCUGCAAUCCAACGCUGGCCGUCACUCGCCGCUGUCUGAUGAAGAGUAUUCAGCAACAUCGUCCAUAGCGAGCAAGCAAACCGGUCCUCCUCGACCUCCAAAGAUCCGAGAUGACGGCCCACUGGUCCCGCUACCUGAAGGUGGCUCGAAAGAAGCCUACCAAACGUAUGCAGAGAGGAUAGCGAUGCGAGAGACAAGCAAUGUUGGAGAUUCGGAAGGAAAACUUGGCUCACCAAAAGGCUCGCCUGGCCGUGGGGGACCCCAACGAAGACCCACCGGCCCUCGACCAAACCCCAGCUCUGGAAAAUAUAGUGGCAACCAGGCCGGAUAUUCUAGAAACUCUCAAUAUCGUGGUAGUCCGAAUCAAGUCGACGACGAGGAAGAGCGGCGUUAA